Anguilla rostrata (American eel) is the source of this 2154-nucleotide messenger RNA. RefSeq names its product protein BTG2-like. The transcript has 2 exons. The record is from RefSeq and is a predicted model, not a curated record. Gene Ontology annotation, cellular component: cytoplasm; nucleus. The coding region runs from base 339 to 839 and encodes 166 amino acids. Gene Ontology annotation, biological process: negative regulation of cell population proliferation; negative regulation of mitotic cell cycle. Lineage: Eukaryota; Metazoa; Chordata; Actinopteri; Anguilliformes; Anguillidae.
UCGGAGUACAGUGAAGAAGUCACGUACUACACGAGGUGGUACGAGAGCAGUAUAGGCGUACCCGGUAGCCUAUACGGUUUUUAUACGUUGGUCUUUUUAAAAUCUCCAACUUUCCCCAUUUGGAUAAAGAAUGCUCAACAGAACAAGACAUCAUUUGUAAAACCAGAGCGUAAAAUUUCGAGCGGUUUUACUUUGGAGAAUUUUUGUUCAGACCUUCAUAGCGACAUUGCUAAACAACACGCUAACAAAUACAGUUUUAUACAAACUUUCGAAUUAUUUUUUCACCUGUUGGCUAAACUGUAGCUAACUACCUCGAUAAAACAUCAGCGAAGCGGAAAAUGAACCACGGCUACACCAAAGCUGAAAUGGGCCCAGAAGUAACAGCAGCAGCGGGCUUUGUGUCCAGUUUGUUAAGAACAAGAGGCUUCCUCACUGAACAACAGCUGCAGAUUUUCAGCGACUGCCUCCAUCAAGCACUUUCAGAACACUACAAGGACCAUUGGUUCCCGGAAAAGCCACAGAAAGGCUCUGGCUACAGGUGUAUUCGCAUCAACCACGAAAUGGACCCCAUCAUAAGCAAAGUCGCCAGGCGAAUUGGUCUGAACAGCCAUCACCUGUACGAGCUUUUGCCGAGGGAGCUGACUAUGUGGGUGGAUCCAUACGAGGUGUCUUAUCGCAUCGGCGAAGAUGGUUCCAUAUGUGUCCUAUACGAGGCCGAAGCCCCCGCGUCCAGCAGUGUUUCCUCCGCGUGUAACAACUCCGCACUGCACUGCAAGAACCACUUUUUGAUGGGCCGCACCAGCCCUCCUAAAAACUACCUGAUGACAGUUUCGAGCUAAGUGUGUCCAGGGGACUGGGACACCAGACAGGCAAUGCGAGCUUCAGCAAGGGGGAACCUUGGGGCCAGUGAUCAUCUCCGUUGUAUUUUUUUGUUGUUUUCCCCCUUCUUACUGGCUAGCUAUUUGUCUCCCCCCCAUACUAUUUAUUACUUGCUUAAUAUGGCAGCUUUUGCUGUUUUCCCCUUUUAAAAAAAUACCUGAUAAGGACAAUUCCAGAAGCACUAUGUGUUCCCUUGUUAUGCAGGUAGUUUAGUGCCUUUGGGCUAUUGUCUUUGCACUGCCUAUCUUCACAGUGUGUGUGUACCCCUAUUGGGCCACAAAGUGAAGCUUAGUCUGUAACACACUGGUAUUUCUCACACAGUUUACUUCAUUUGGAGGGGUUUGUAUUUCAGAUAAGGUGCAAUAAUUGUGAUUCAGAAAUACAGCAUCGCUUCAGCGUAGGUACAGUGAUUGUCAAUGUCUCCCUCUAUACUGGAAACAAUGUGGCCUUUUUGACACUGACAAUUGAAUGGGUUGUAUCAUAAAAAAAGGGAAUGGAUGCACUACUUAAAAAUGGGACCAAGUGUUUUCCUCCUUAAAUGAAACCAAAAAGCUGUACCACUGCUUUUAAAACAUUUUUUUGCAUGUGUUCCCUUUCAAAUUCUAUAUUUAGUUAUAACAGCAAUAUGACCUCUGCCUUAAGUAAAAUAAUGGCAAUGUACCUUAUUGCCAAAUUGACUGAUGUUCAAAAAAAAGUUGUGCAAUUCAACCAGAGUAUUCAAACAGUCCCCACGGUUGUUUCAGGCGACACACCUUAAGUUGAGAUUUAUUGUAAACUUGUUUACUGCCUUUGAAAAGAUACCUUUUUUUGAUUGUGGAUGUGAAAUCUGUCAUUGAUUUCCCCAAAGGGGAAAGCGCCCUCAGAAUUUAGGCCCUAGUGGUGGGUUGGGGGGGGGGUGGGGGGUGGUGUUCCUGCUUAAGGAAGUGAUGUCAUUUGGGCUGUUGAGUUCCCUUUUCUAAAGUCCAUUGCCUCUUGGAGCAAGCUGUGAGGUUGUUGUGAAUUCCUUGCCACCAAACUGACAAGCUUUUAUCUCUGUGCUGGAGUGAGCUGUCUCUCAGCAUGUAGCAUUCUCAGUGAGCUGUUGAGCAGCUGAAAUUGUUUACCAAUUGUUUUUUUUUUUUUUGUGACAUGUAGAAUUUGUAAGCUAAUUUGAGAGCACAGUAUGAUUUUAAUGUACUUUUUUGUAUGGAUUUGUGUACAUAUAGAUACUUGUACGGUUUUGUACUUGACUUGAUGUAAUUUUUAAGAUAAUAAACUUUCAUGACUUUCGAAUUA